AUGCCAGAGGCUACCUACAAUUUGAAUAGUGUGGCGGCUUUCCUUGGUUUCUCAUCGUAUUUCUGGGGGCUUUGCGUCUUUGUACUGGUUAUUCAUACUGCAAGAGAAAUAGCCAGUGAAAGGAGUACAGUAAAGGAUUUCCUAUCUGUGAUGGGUCUUUCAACACCGGUUUUUUACCUUUCUCAUGUGCUUUACGCUGGCAUAAAAUGCCUUCUGGUGUUGUUAGUAUGUGCUAUUCCACUCUGCACCCAGCUGGGACCGGUGAGCGUAUCACUGUUCCUUGUCACCGUAGUAUUGUACGGCAUGUCAGCCGUCGUAUUCGCUGCGCUAAUAUCAUCUCUGUUCAAGUCACCAAACACUGUCCUCAAAGUGGUAAUUGUGUUAUGGGUGAUACUGGUUGGAGCACCGUUCAGAGCUCCGCGUGUCGAUCAAAUAUUCUUCUGCACACUUUACUCGCUGAAUCCAAACGCGGCUUUCUCAUACGCUCUGAAGACGUUUGCGGAUUACAUGAAUCGAGGCAAGUAUAUCCUGGUUUCAGUCACAACACUUAUCAAAUGGAAAUAUAAACAGGGAAUGAUUAUCGUUUUAGGGCGUGAAUUGUCGUGGUCCAAUUGUUUCGAAGAUGGCUCCUUCCAUUUCACUGUUGGAGCGGCUUUGGUGAUGUUAGUGGUGGAUAUAAUUUGGAUGAGCGUGGCAACGUUGUUCUUCGAUUUCAUGUUCAGUGACAGCGAUUUCACGUUUUUCAAGCUGCCGUUUGGUAACAGUUACCUGAGCUCUUCUGCCACUCGUCUAGAACAGGAUGAUGGCAACAAUGAGACCGAUGAAGGGUUGCUGAGAACACGAGUUGGUAUUUCAGUGCAGCGACUGAUGAAGGUUUGGUCUUCAACGGGAGAGCGCGCCGUGGAUGAAAUGUCUUUGGAAGCCUACGUAGGGCAGGUUACUGUACUCCUUGGACACAAUGGCGCUGGUAAAAGUACUACCUUCUCGGUUAUCUCAGGAAUCACGGCUCCAACAGCAGGAACGGUUUGCAUCUACGAUCUCGACAUACAAAAGCAACGAUCAGCGUGUCGUAAGCGUAUCGGUUUGUGCCCGCAAGCUAACGCCCUCUUCAAUCGUCUAACAGUCGAUGAGCACCUCUGGUUUAUCCAUGGUCUAAAAGGAGCUAGUGGUUCUUACAAGGUCGAAGGGCAACAGCUACUCGAUCAGCUCAAGUUGGACGAGAAAUCUGAUGAGCUUUCGAAAAAUCUUUCCGGUGGUCAGAAGCGCAAACUCUGCGUUUCGAUGGCUGUGAUCGGCAACAGCUCAAUAGUGCUACUAGACGAGCCGACUGCUGGCAUGGACCCAGGGGCCCGAAGAGAUGUUGAGGCUCUUCUGGAGACUAUAAAAGUGGAUCGAACGGUACUGCUCACCACGCAUUAUAUGGACGAAGCGGAGCUAUUGGGAGAUCGUGUUGCCAUAAUGGCCAAAGGUCGAGUGUACUGCUGUGGAACGCCACAAUUCCUGAAGAAAAGGUUAGUGGGAGCGCAGCUUCAUUCCACCCUUCUGGUUGCCCUUCAGUAA
Messenger RNA from Cooperia oncophora, 1560 nucleotides. NCBI's taxonomy places the organism in Eukaryota, Metazoa, Nematoda, Chromadorea, Rhabditida, Trichostrongylidae. The record is from the annotation of a GenBank genome assembly.